CGCAUAUUCUCCCAUAUUCCAUAUUCUUGCUAUGUGUCCUACUUUGCAAUAUUACCACUCAAUUCACUCCAAUCAUCCUCCCACUCUCCAGACCUAACCAUCUCGACACCCUCACCAAUUGAUCCUCCCAACAGACCCAUACUCAGUGACAGACACAGAAACUCCACCCCACCUCCACCAAGAAAAAGGGAAAAAGCAUUAUGCCCCUCUACGCCUUCGGCUCCAACGGCUCCGGCCAACUCGGCCUCUCGCACACAGAAGACGUCUCCAUCCCAACGAAAUGUCUCUUCGACGAUGAGCAAUACCCCUCCACCGCCUCCUCAUCAAACACACCAACGAUAUCCCGCAUCGCAGCCGGCGGAAACCACACCCUUGUUUUGUUCUCUGAUGGAAGGGUAUAUGCGGCGGGGUGUAAUGAGGAUGGGCGGUGCGGGGGUAGAUUACCUUCGGGGAGUGGACAUGGAGAUGGGGAGGUGGUGAGGUUUCGGCGGGUUGUUGUUGUUAAUACUUCCUAUGGUGAUGGUGAUGGUGAUGUGGGUGAUGUGGGAGAGGAGAGGUUUACAGACGUGUCAGCUACAUGGGAAGCGACGUUCCUGGUAUCCGGGAGGAAAGUGUAUGUCCUAGGAACUGGGGGAAGGGGGGAAUUGGGGGUUGGGGAGGGGAAGACCUGUGUGGAAGAGGGGGUUGGAUGCAUUGAGUUCGAGGAGAAAGUCAUCAGUAUAGCGAGUGGGAUGGGACAUACGGUUGUUGUGUUGGAGGGAGGUCAGGUGUAUGGGUGGGGAGGGGGGAGGAAAGGUCAGUUAGGUGCUAAGGGGAAAGAAAUCAAGGUUGCGUGGGAACCUGUUAGGAUUGAUGAGGAGGAGAUAGGGUUCCGGGCGACGGGGGCAGCGUGUGGGAGGGAGUUUACGGUUGUGGUUGGGGAUAGAGAGAAGGGGGAGUUUGUUGUGCUGGGGUCGCCUGGGGAUAAGUGGGGGGUUAUGUCUGGGCGGAAGGAGCCUGUGGGCUGUUUUCAGGGUAUACAGACGAGUUGGCAUGGGGUUUAUGUACAUUGUUCUGAUGGGAGGGUUGUGUGUUGGGGGAGGGAUGAUCGGGGGCAGUUGCCGCCGGGGGAGAUGGGGGUGGUGAAGGGGUUGGCUGUGGGGAGUGAGCAUGUGCUUGGUCUUGUGGAUGGGAGGACAGUGGUGGCUUGUGGUUGGGGAGAGCAUGGUAAUUGUGGUCCUGAGACGGAUGCGCAGGGGAAUGUGAAGGGGGUGUGUUGCCAGAUUCCUUUGCCGGAUGGGGUCGGGGAGGUUGUUGGGCUCGGUGCGGGUUGUGCCACGAGUUGGGUGAUUACUCGGGACUGAGGUAGAGGUACUCAUGCUGAGGGAGGUUCUCUUCAUGGUCUGGUGUAGGGUGACUGUUCAGUCGAAGAGACCAAGGCCGUGCAGCUACGGGUUGUCAGCACGAUCAAUAGAUGCGAGCGCGUUCGACUUACCUGGGACAUGCGCUGAGUGGGCGGGAUGCCCAUCUCUUCCUCCUCAUGGCUCGUCUGUGCCAUUCGGGGUU
This is a messenger RNA of Aspergillus neoniger CBS 115656, 1545 nucleotides long. RefSeq names its product alpha-tubulin suppressor protein Aats1. The coding region runs from base 201 to 1343 and encodes 380 amino acids. The transcript has a single exon. Gene Ontology annotation, molecular function: guanyl-nucleotide exchange factor activity. NCBI's taxonomy places the organism in Eukaryota, Fungi, Ascomycota, Eurotiomycetes, Eurotiales, Aspergillaceae. Gene Ontology annotation, cellular component: cytoplasm. The record is from RefSeq and is a predicted model, not a curated record.